AUGCCUUUACUAAAACAGGCAUCACGAAAAGAUUCACCAACCACAUCACUGGAUCUGUCACACUCAUCCUUAGAGCAUGGCGGUUUGGGAAUCAUCGCAACUUGCGAGAAAGGGCGCCAGAGUGACUCAGUUGCUGAUUUAGCCAAUCGAAAGAACAUCCCUGGUCUUCACCACCGAUCAACUAGCGGGACUUCCCAAUUUUCUUCUGCGAGUAGUUCCAGUAUGAACAAGCCAGGUUCGCAGAAUAUUCGCCUGAUGCGUCAAGCAACUCGCUCUUACACCCCACCAUUAAGUCAAUCACAUCAGGCCUCGGUAUUCGAGAGCGAUGCCUCUGGCCAUAGAGACUCGGUUGAGGGUGAGCUCUUAGGCUGGUCAGGCUCCGACACGUUCUAUCCGUCUGUACGUGCAUCCUCGGGGCAGAUACCACGGUUAUCAAUACAGACGCAUGAUAACUCAUUCACAAGGCUUCCUGGGAUCUCCCAGACCAAUGUAGCCGGUCGUUCGUCUUUCGGUUAUUCAAGGGAUAAUGGCAGUACUUUAGAUACAGCUUCACCAAUCUCCAGGUCAUCCCUGGACUUCGUGUUUCGAUCCAGGACAAAAACUAGUACCGAUCCCAUCUCUCGAGCAGCCACGGUACAAGCUGCGCGUCAGGCAUUUGAAGAGAAAGAAGCAGCGAAAAAACGAAGGUUUGAGGAGCAACAGAUGAAAGCAGAGGAAAAGCAAAUAAGACGCAGAGAGAAGCACCAUUGGCGAGCUUCUCUGAGAGAUGAGGAAACACCGAAUCGCGCUACAUAUUAG
Molecule: messenger RNA, 798 nt
Organism: Aspergillus pseudonomiae
Lineage: Eukaryota; Fungi; Ascomycota; Eurotiomycetes; Eurotiales; Aspergillaceae
Exons: 2
Coding region: 1-798 (265 amino acids)
Source: RefSeq, a predicted model, not a curated record